GUUCAACCGGGUGCAUGUAUUAAAGGCUACCUUCUUGGUGGGUAUCGUCUUACAUUUACGUAAAGCCGUCCGCCAUACUGGUAGAGGCAACCAAAAUAGCCGUAGUACGUAGUGAUCGACAUUCCAGGCACUCCUAAAGAAACAGGAGGAAUACACCGCGCCCGGGCCCCUUAGAGGUCUGGUGUAUCGAUCUGUGCUAGCUGCACGAUUGUGAUUAGGCGUCACCAGUGGAGUACACCAAAGCAUAACACUAAUUACACCCUGACAACAAACUAGACAACAACAAUAACAACAAAAUGGCGGUAGUUGCUGUGUUGAUGGUUCUGGGUGUGUUGGCGGUUGUUGGGUUGGCUAUAGCUGGUGUAGCGUACCUGGCGUAUAUCUACUACAUGCACCGCAAGUACGACCACCUACCAGGGCCACCCAGGAAAAGCUUCAUCAGUGGCCAUAUAGAUGACAUGACCAAGUGUCUACAGGAUGGGAAAUUCACACAAGACAUGAUCUUAGAAUGGUGUGAAAGAUAUGGCCCCAUAGUGAGGUUGAACUUCCUACAUAGAGUCAUCAUCUUUGUAUCAUCUCCAGAAGCUAUCAGGGAGCUGCUUGUGACAGGAAAGUACAUCAAACCUCCAGACCAGUACGAGCGGAUAGGGUCCAUCUUUGGAGAAAGGUUCCUAGGAGAGGGCCUGGUGACGGAGACCAAUCAGGAGCGGUGGCACAAACGGAGGCGGAUCAUGGACCCAGCCUUCAGCAGGAAGUACCUCCAGACUCUCAUGGACAAGUUCAACACCAGCGGAGAUCUGUUCGUGGAGAAACUCCAGACGCUGGCCGACGGCGUAACUCCAGUCUCCAUGGUGGACAUGUUUGGCCGUGUCACACUGGACGUCAUCGCUAAGGUUGCCUUCAGUAUGGACUUGAACACCAUCCUGGAUGACCACACCCCGUUUCCCAUGGCAACCUACAUCACCCUGUCAGCACUCAUCCAGCAGUUCAGGCAUCCUUUCAUGGAGUAUAACCCAUUCCAGCGGGACUACAUCCGGAAGGUACGAGAGGCGUGCCGGCUGCUGCGGAAGACUGGUCACAGCGUGCUGCAGGAACGUCAGGACCAGAUCAGGCGCGGAGAACAGCUCCCCAACGACAUCAUGACCCUCAUUCUCAAAGCCAAUGAUGAAGAUUCAGGUCUGACUGUGGAGAAACUUGUAGAUGACUUUGUCACAUUUUUUAUAGCAGGCUCUGAGACAACAGCCAAUCAGCUGUCCUUUACCCUGAUGGAACUUGGGAGGUAUCCAGAUGUCUUAGAAAAACUUCGAGCUGAGAUGAGGGAAGUGUGCGGCAACAAGGAGUACAUCACUUAUGAGGACAUUGGGAAGCUGCAGUACAUGGGGCAGGUGCUAAAGGAGUCCCUGCGGAUGUACCCGCCCGCGACCGGCACCUCUCGGCUGGUUGAAGAGGAGAUGGAACUGUGCGGACACAGGAUCCCUGGAGACACUGUCCUCAUUACGAGUACCUACAUCAUGAGCCACAUGGAGAAACACUACCCUGAGCCAUACACCUUUAACCCAGACCGCUUCACCCCAGAUGCUGAUAGGCCCCUGUAUACAUACUUCCCAUUCUCACUGGGCUCCAGAAGUUGUAUUGGACAGCAUUUCUCUCAGAUUGAAGCCAAAGUGCUGCUGUGCAAGUUCCUCCAGAAGCUGGAGUUUGAGCUGGACCCUAACCAGUCCUUUGCUGUGUCGGAAGCCAGCACGCUUCGCCCCAAAGGCGGCUGUAUCUGCAUGCUUUCCAAGCUCGAAAAGUAGCGUCAGCUUAGAGUUUUGCUAUAUCGGCCAUCCCCACUUUUAGAAGUAUCAAAAUAUAUACUUUUAGGUACAGCUUGAUGGUAUCGAUUUUGAGAAAAAUUGUAUUACAGUAGAAGUCGGCUAUUGGCAUCAGCGAUUUGUCAGCGAAUUUUACUCGUUUACCCGACUUGGUCCAAUAACCCUAGGAGAGUCCACACGAUCGGCGGCGGGGGGAGGGUGGUGGUGCUGGUUACGGACUCAGGGAACCAAUUGAAAUAACCAUACACACACGUCAAAACUGGUAUUAUACACAGUUUUCAGAAUUUUAUGCAAAUCCCAGACUUAUGCCAAUAGCAGUGAUGCAAUUAGUUGGUGUCCACUGUACAUUCAUGCACUGAAACCGGUGAUUCCAUGACUGUACAAUAUUUGACUAAAGUGAUACUGCAAACUUAAAAAUGUCUCCUUUUGAUCCCUACUGCAAAAUCAAACAUCGCAAAUGUAACAGCAUUUACAGUAUCUAUUUAUGGUCUAUUUCAUUAGAAAAGUGACCUGACCUUCUAAUUGGUGGUGGACUUAAUGUUAGUUAUUUGUAUAAGAUGAUCCCUUUAUUCACUUUUAUGGUAUUGCUUACUGAUUGUGAAACUAUGUGAAGGUAUUGAAACAUUCCACCCUUGUAAAGCUAAAGAUAUGCUAAGUUGUAGACAAAUUUGUUUUUCAUUAUCGUUGUUGCAUGUGUUGUUGCAUGGGCUAUUGUAUAAUAGAGUGUGGAUUGUGGUAGGUUGCAGUAUUUCAAUAACUUAUAUAAAUUAUGUAACAAAGUCUAAUAUUGUGAUGACAGAAUCUCUAACUUUUAACAUGGCUACUACCCGUCACAUUAUCCACGGUCUUCGGGCGUAUUGAUGGAAGACUGGCCAUAUUUAAGAUCGACAGAGGGUAGCGCAUAUUUUUCACCUGAAAACCGUCCCUGUCACAUACAAGCCAUACUUUGUACAUUGUACAAUUGUUGUGCAAUAAUGGCUCGGGCGAUUGCGCAGAAUCGUCGUCUGAUUGAUUUUUGUGUAAUGUGACGGGUAUACAGAAUACUGAUUUUAGUAAGUUUCUUUCUUGCCAUGUUUUCCAACAGGCAUGUCAUGAUAUAUCAGUGAGCUCAAGUGUCAUCAUGUCAUCAUUUUAUGGUUACUGAUAUUCUGUCAUUGUCAAUUGAGUGAAGCUUGAUGCUUUCAGUAGCUAGUAGUGCUAAGCGACUCCACUAUCUAGAGCUUGUGUUUUGUACUGAAUAAAAAAUACUGAAGUUGUCAAAAAAUUUUGGAACAUUUAAAUGUU
This is a messenger RNA of Branchiostoma floridae (Florida lancelet), 3098 nucleotides long. Its product is annotated as cholesterol 24-hydroxylase-like. NCBI's taxonomy places the organism in Eukaryota, Metazoa, Chordata, Leptocardii, Amphioxiformes, Branchiostomatidae. The record is from RefSeq and is a predicted model, not a curated record. Gene Ontology annotation, biological process: cholesterol catabolic process. Bases 297 to 1796 code for a protein of 499 amino acids. The transcript is spliced from 16 exons. Gene Ontology annotation, molecular function: heme binding; iron ion binding; cholesterol 24-hydroxylase activity.